Dujonia railenensis is the source of this 822-nucleotide messenger RNA. Lineage: Eukaryota; Fungi; Ascomycota; Pichiomycetes; Serinales; Debaryomycetaceae. The record is from the annotation of a GenBank genome assembly.
AUGACGAAGUUUAGAGGCUGUAUAGAUAUCCACGCUGGUCAAGUAAAGCAAAUUGUAGGUGGAACAUUGACCCAGGACGACGUUGAUUCUCACAACGACACCACCACAGAAAAUUUUGUGUCCACCAAACCUUCCUCGUACUAUGCACAGUUGUACAAGCAACACAACAUAACAGGAUGCCAUGUAAUUAAGUUGGGGUCAAACCAGGCCAACGACGACGCUGCAAAGGAAGCGUGUCUCGCUUGGCCCAACGCUCUUCAAGUAGGUGGUGGCAUAACAGCAAGCAACGCUCUUCUCUGGCUCGAUCAGUAUAAGGCGCGCCAAGUUAUCGUUACCAGUUGGUUGUUUACCGACGAACAGUUUGACUGGGAAAAGCUCGCCAAAAUAUCUGAGCUCGUAGGUAAGUCAAGGUUGAUAGUAGACUUAAGCUGUAGAGAAGUUCCAAGCGAUUCCAGCGAAAAGAAAUGGGUGGUUGCAAUCAAUAAAUGGCAGACCUUGACCCAAUCUGUAUUGAGUGCGGAGUUCCUUGCCAGAGUUUCCAAAUACUGCAGCGAGUUCCUCAUCCACGCCGCUGAUGUUGAGGGAUUGUGUAAUGGAAUAGACGAGGCAUUGGUUAGAAAGCUCGGAGAAUGGUGUCCUGCUGGCUUUGAGGGCAAUAUUGUCUACGCUGGCGGCGCCAAGCUGGUCCAAGACUUGGAAACGGUUGACCAGUUGUCGGAAGGUAAGGUGGACUUGACCUACGGGAGUGCUUUGGAUAUUUUUGGCGGGCUGCUUGUGAAAUUCGAAGACGUAUCGGACUGGAACAAAGCGCAUUCAAGCUGA